CAGCUGAAUCGCCAUGACGACAGAGGAAGGGGAGCCACAGGAGGCCACGCCCAACGAGUUCUUCCCUGAAGCCGCCUCCCACUCCACACCUAAACAGGGGGCAGGGGGCGGGGCCACCCAGAUCGCGACGGACGACUUGAGCGUUCCCCUGUCGCCGAGCGGGCGCGUUGCUCGUUCUCCAGGAAGGAAGACGCUGAGCUUCAGGACCAUGCAGGCGAAGGUCACUCUGCUGGACGGCUCGCUGUUCACCUGCACUGUGGAGAAACGAUCUCGUGGUUUUCAUCUGUUUGAGAAGAUUUGUGAACACGUCAACCUGCUGGAGAGAGACUACUUCUGUCUGUCCUUCAGAGACACAGACAACAACAAGAACUGGUUGGAUCCAGCGAAAGAGAUGAAGAAGCAGGUCAGAGGUGUUCCCUGGAUCUUCUCCUUUAAUGUGAAGUUUUACCCUCCUGACCCCGCCCAGCUGUCUGAGGACAUCACCAGGUACUUCCUGUGUCUCCAGCUCAGACAGGACAUCGUCUCUGGUCGUCUUCCUUGUUCGUUUGCGACUCACACUGUUCUUGGUUCCUACACCGUCCAAUCAGAGCUCGGAGAUUACGACCCCGAUGACUGUGGAUCCAACUCCAACUACGUCAGUGAACUUUGUUUUGCUCCAAAUCAAACUAAAGAAAUGGAAGAAAAGAUCAUUGAGCUGCACAAAACUCUCAGAGGGAUGACACCAGCUGAAGCUGAAAUGAACUUCCUGGAAAACGUCAAGAAACUUUCAAUGUACGGAGUGGACCUUCAUCAUGCGAGGGACUCGGAGGGCGUGGCCAUCAUGCUGGGUGUGUGCAAUAGCGGCCUGCUCGUCUACAGAGACCGCCUGAGGAUCAACAGAUUCUCGUGGCCAAAGAUUUUGAAGAUUUCGUACAAAAGAAACAACUUUUACAUUAAGAUCCGACCUGGAGAGUUUGACCAGUUUGAGUCCACGAUUGGUUUUAAGCUUUUCAACCACAGAGCAGCAAAGAGGCUGUGGAAGGUCUGUGUGGAGCAUCAUUCCUUCUUCAGGUUGGUGUCUCCAGAGGAACCUCCUAAGAAAUUUCUGUCUCUGGGUUCAAAGUUCCGUUACAGUGGUCGGACUCAGAUUCAGAGUCGCAGAGCCAGCGCUCAGAUCUCCAGACCUGCACCCAAUUUCCCACGAUGUGUCAGCAAGAGGAACUUGAUGAGCCGCAGCCUGGACGGAGGCUCGAGGACCACGCCCACACCCUCUCUGAUUGGCUCUCCAGCCAUCACAGCUUUCCCCAAAGCCAACGGUGGUACACACACAGAUAUGGGUACAGGAUUGUAUGCAGCAUCUAAAUCCAUGGCUGUCAGUGACCUCAUCACCAUGGUAACACCUGAGAAGAGGACAGAGGAGAGGGAGGAGGAGCCAGAGGACGAGGUGCUGGUGGUGGAGGAGGUGGUACAAGAAGUUAUGGAGGAAGAGGAGGAGACAAGAGCGACAGACAUUUCUCCUCCUACUCCUCACAAACAGGAAACCAAGACGGAGUUGACUGACACUAUGGACGGAGACCUGACGGCCACUGAGUCUGAUCAGGAUGAAGAUUUGAAAACUCAGGAGACAUUGAGUCCUGAAGAUGUCCAGAAACCUCAGAGCACCAUCAGCGCGCUCAGGCGCUCCUUCUUAGAGGGCGGGGGAGCGGGGGGGGAGACUGAGUGGGAGAGACGUCUCGCUGCGUCGCCGCUCCGAAGAAUCCUCGACGCUCCGAUGAUCGAACCUCUGGAGCCGGACGAGGAGGGCGGGGUCAUAACAAACCAACAAUACCCUAAGCCAAUCAGAGAGAAGAGUUACACUGUGGGGCGGAGCUACGACACCACCUCGGGCAGGACUGUCACCAUGACAUCUAAGGAUAAUAGCUCUGAUGUUGCCAUGACACCGAGCAAUGAGACGGACAGGCACCUCCCACUUUCCACUGUUGAUGAUGUCAUCACAGGGGGGGCCCUGAUGACCAUCUGUGAGGUGAAGACGCCGGUCUCACCGGCGGAGCCCCUGUCCACCGUCAUGAGUGAGACUGGAGGAAGUGGGGUCAGAGCGCUGGGCUGGGAGAUGCCCCCCCUCCUCCAUCCCAGAUCACCUGUGGGCGAGCCGAACCUAAGUCCCGCCUCCAGCAGGAAGUCUCCCUCCACGGCCAGAGUGGCUAUAGCUACAUUUGAUGAAAUGUCUCCUGAACUAAACGCUCUCCUGAAGUCGGCCAGAGAUCAAGAAACCUUUAGAGAACACAACCUGCUGAAGACGUCGGAGAAAGUGGAGACGCUCCUCUUGAUGACACAAUCACAUGACCAGGACCAGCCAUUGGUGGACCAGGUAGCAAUAGGAAGUGUUUUAGGCCCGCCCCCUAGUAACCCUCCGCCCACUCCCCAGGAGGCUGAUGUCACCCAUACUAAUGAUGUCAUAGAGGGAUGGGCCAGUGAUGAUGACAAGGCUAACCGGUCUAAAAGUCCCGUAGAUAAGCCCGAUGAGUAUUUCGAUGAUGAGCCUAGUAGCGAAAUUAGCGAUGAAGAUGCUAGCGAGGCUAGCGAAGAUGCUAUCAGUGUGUUAGCGCAGGCAGCAGUAGAGGAGGCUAUGACGGCUGCUGUCAUACAGGCUCAGAGCCUAGAUGCUAGCGAUGCUAAUCAGGAUAGCAUGAAUGUUAACACACUGGCUAGCUACGAUGAAGUGAACAGCCGCCCCGCUGGGGGAGGGUCUCAACGUUACCGUAGCAACGAGGACUCAGACCACUCUGAAGACGACCAAGCCGAUUGGAGGAUCAGGGAAAACGCCACUCCACGCUCUUUGCUCCGCCCAACUCCACGGUCCAAUCAGAUGCAGCCGUCCCACCAUAGUGACGAUGAGGACGAAGAACCUAAACCUCUGCAGGAGGAGAUCCCAGUAAUGAGGAAGACUUUCACCUAUGAAGCUCCAGGGAGCCGAGUGGAGUCAGGUGUCCCCUCAGGACGACUUCUGAGCUCACAGACGUUCACCGCCGAGACGUCCAGCACCAGCACCACCACACACAUCACCAAGACAGUAAAAGGAGGAAUUUCAGAAACCAGAAUCGAGAAGAGAAUCGUCAUCUCUGGAGACACCGAGAUCGACCACGACGAGGCCCUGGCUGCGGCGCUAAGUGAAGCCCGGCGGCAGCAUCCUGAGCUGUCCGUCACACGAGUCGUCGUCCACAAAGAAACUGAAGUGUCUCCUGAUCAUGUGAUUGAUUAAUGACAUCACAGGACUGAUUCCUGAGGCCUCUGCUGCAUUGUGGGAGAUGUAAUCCAGACAACCAAAAAACUGUUUGCAGCAGCAACACGCACGCACGCACGCACACACAUACACACAACCACACAACCACAAAGCCUGACUGGUGGCUGAGUUAGCUUCAGUUAGCAUAAGCAUUAGCUAGUAUGAUUAGAUUUAGUUGAUAUUUUCACAGUUGAGAUAAUACAGAACCUGUGAGAGACACAAGGGGGCGCUGCUGUGGGGCCAUCAGCACAUUCCUAUGGCAAUCAGACAACCUGCCCCAUUUGACGUCUUAUUAGCCCCGCCCACACACCUCUGAUAGGUUAAAGCAGACACCUGAUGGGAAUGUUGAUGAAUGAUUGCUCUGAUUGGAUGAUGGAAGAUCAGCUGGCUGUUACAUGUCUCACUUGCAAGGAACUGGAUCUUUUAUUCUGACAGUCUGAUGCCAACUGUUUCCUGUCUGAAAUGUAACAUAGCAUGAAAGCUAGCUUUAUACCCGCUCACAGUUUUACGGCAAAAUUCAGGACUGUACUUACCCAAAAUGCAACAGUAAUAUGCCAUUAUGACAUCCCUGUUAUGAAUUAUUUCUGUCAUGUUAUGUUUAUUUAUUGAGUUAUUUAUUGGUAUUUCACACUCACCACUCCCCCCGGUUUCAGGUUACAAAUAAC
Molecule: messenger RNA, 3924 nt
Organism: Platichthys flesus (European flounder)
Lineage: Eukaryota; Metazoa; Chordata; Actinopteri; Pleuronectiformes; Pleuronectidae
Product: band 4.1-like protein 3
Exons: 25
Coding region: 14-3238 (1074 amino acids)
Biological process (GO): cortical actin cytoskeleton organization
Cellular component (GO): cytoskeleton; plasma membrane
Molecular function (GO): structural molecule activity; actin binding
Source: RefSeq, a predicted model, not a curated record